Molecule: messenger RNA, 4279 nt
Organism: Pimephales promelas (fathead minnow)
Lineage: Eukaryota; Metazoa; Chordata; Actinopteri; Cypriniformes; Leuciscidae
Gene: itgae.2
Product: integrin, alpha E, tandem duplicate 2
Biological process (GO): cell-cell adhesion; cell-matrix adhesion; integrin-mediated signaling pathway
Cellular component (GO): external side of plasma membrane; integrin complex
Molecular function (GO): integrin binding
Source: RefSeq, a predicted model, not a curated record
AGGCAUCUGUGCUGUUUUAUGCUACUUUCAACACCACAAGGAUCUGCUCUCUGUCUCAGUGUGCCGAUACAUUUUUUUUAAAGAGUGGAAUUGAACUAAUUCACAAAAUGUACAAAGGACUUCUUUUUUUGAUUGUCAUAUGCAGAGUGACCGGGUUCAAUAUUCUGAUGCAUUCAAAAGCAGUGAAGCAUUUCAUAAAAGAUGAUCCACUCUUUGGGCAAACUGUUAUCCAAUCAAAUGAUGGAGUUUUUGUUCCUUCCCCAUCAAAUGGAAAACUUUUCAGCUGCACUCUAAAGGAUGAAUGCGUCGAUUUAAAUAUGAGCGAUGAAAAACUAAACAAACUGAGAUCAGUAGCAUCUGUAGCUUCUCGGCUGAUAUCAGAAGAGGAGCACAUUGUGAUGUGUAACCAAGUUCGCAUAAAGAAGAAAUUAACUGAGGAUUUGAAUGGAAAUUGCCAACUGAUGAAUCCCAUUGAGAAAGUCAAACUGAAUCCUGUUAAAUUUGUCAACGACUACAACGAUCGAAGUAGAAGUUUCGAUCAAGCUAAAAAGAGGAUGAGAAGACAAGCCGAGCCGGACAGUGACACAAAAACAGAUGAAGAUGAGGAUGAGGAGGAUGCUGGGACAGAGAUUGCUUUUGUGCUGGACGGCUCUGGUAGCAUUGAUGCUGAUGACUUUGAGAGAGCCAAAGACUUCAUCCACGAUGUCAUGUACAAUGUUUGGAAAGCAUGUUUCAAUUGUGACUUUGCGAUAGUACAAUAUGGCAGUAAAAUCAGGACAGAGCUCUCACUUCUAGACAAUGAGGACGGUGCCAGUACCUUGGAAAAGGUCAAGAAAAUACAGCAAAUUGGAAACUACACAAUUACAGCCUCGGCCAUCCAUCAUGUCCUCACAAAUACUUUCAUCCCUGAAAACGGAUCAAAAAAUAACACCAAAAAAAUAAUCAUCGUUUUGUCUGACGGGGCAAUUUUGGGAGAUACGAUGAAACUUGAUUAUGUUCUGAACAUGCCACAAAUGAAAGAUGUAAAUCGCUAUUCCAUAGGAGUUGGUAAUGAGAUUCUGACAAAACCUGUAGCAUUAAAAGAGAUGACUGACAUAGCAGAUCCUGGUCAAUUCUUCAACGUUUCCAAUUAUGCUGCAUUAGAUGACAUCCUGUCCAAAUUGGGGAAGAGUAUAAUUGGGGUUGAAGGCACUCAGAAAUUUGAAUUGCAGCUCGCAGAGGCUGGAUUCAGUUCCCAUAUUGUGCAGGACAAAUCUGUUCUUUUUGGAGCAGUUGGUGCUUAUGACUGGAGUGGUGGGAUCAUUUUGAAAUCUGAAGGCACUGAGAAAUUUAUGAAUGACACUAAUAAUGGACCCAAAUUUUCAUAUUUAGGUUAUAGUGUCACUUCGGCUCAUUUAUCCGAUAAAACUCUCUACAUAUCUGGAGCACCACGGUAUAAUCUGACUGGUGGGGUAUUUAUUUUUAACGGCUCCGGAAACUAUGUGCUCCUGGGAGAUCAGGUUGGAUCUUACUUUGGAUCAGUUCUUUGUGCCUUGGACAUUGAUGGGGAUCAAUACACAGAUCAUCUAUUAGUUGGAGCACCACAUUUCUAUAAAAAUGGGGAAGAAGGCAAAGUGCUAGUGUACAGAUUGAAUGAGCAGGACAGGUUUGAGAGCGUGACAAUGGAGCUGCAGGGUGAUGCGGGACAGGACUUUGCCAGGUUUGGUGCAGCCAUCGGCUCAAUAGGAGAUAUUGAUGGGAACAAAUUCAAUGAUGUAGCAGUGGGCGCUCCUCUGGAAACAGAUUCCUCAGGAAGCAUUUACAUUUAUAAUGGAUUCAAAGAUGGCCUUCGGUUUUCACAAAAAAUUUCACCCUCAGAUUUUGAUAUGAAACUUGUGCACUUCGGUCAGUCAGUAAGUGGCGCUUCUGCCACGGCACCAAAUAAACUUUGCAUCGCUGUUGGAAGUCAAGGGAGAGUGAGUGUUUUUGAGAGUAUCCCUGUUGUGGUUAUCAAACCAGCUAUAACGCUUUCAAAGAAAGUAAUUCCUCUGACUCACCAAAUGAAUGAAUUAUCCAGCAAGCUCAGCAUACAUUUAGGAGUAUGUUUUAAUGUGAUAAAGGGAAAACUUCAAUCUGAAACACUCCCUCUUCAGUACCAAUUUGACUUGGAUUCUGAUGCAAACAAAAAGCGUAUCACUGUUGACAACAGCGAUCAAUUAAAAAACUCUUUAAUUUUGACGCCAGAAGCAGAGUGCACCAGCAUCACCCUACAAUAUUUGGGAUGUUUUGAUUGUUUUUCACCUAUGAAAAUCAAGCUGAAUUUUUUUUUGGCCCCCAACCAAACUGAACGAAUUCUUGACAUAUUUACUCCAACUGAGGUUGUAGAUGAGAUUUCCUUUGAAAAUGACUGCAAAGCUAAAGAUUGUAAACCAAGCAUUACAUUAUCUGAUUCAAAAAUUAGUGUAACUAAGAUCAUAAUUGGAGACACUCAAAGCUUGAAUAUCAACUUCAGUCUCAUGAAUACUGAAGACCCUUCCUUUUUGACCACCCUGACUUUGACCUACCCCAGUAUACUCAGUCAGAAGAAAAUAGAAGGUGCCACCUGCCCUGUGAAGAAUGACAAUCAGAUACAAUGUAAUAUUCAACACCCUGUUUUCAAAAGAGACACACGGAUCAACCUCUUCGUCUCCUGGCAGCUCAAUGACAUCAAAUCUGAGUUGAGGGAUUUUGAGAUUAUCGCUAAUCUAACCAGUCAGAAUAAUGGCUCUCAGCUUCUGGACUCAAAAAAAUACCCAUUUAAUGUGAUGUAUUCCCUACCAAUCCAGCUGACUGGCACAGCCUCCCCAAAUAGACUCCGUAUUGAAGAGGGUGCAAAAGAAGACACUCAACAGAUGGAGUUUGAAUUUCAGUUUGCAGGUGAAAAUAAGUAUGGCGCUACAAUUGAUGUAGUUGUAAACAUAACAAAGGACACCUACAAAACAGAUCUGCGCAUCAAAAGUGUAAAUCCAGAGAAGUGUGGUUGGCAAAGAAAUAACGUGGAGGGACCCCAUGUCAUCAGAUGUACCAUGAAAGAGCUGCAGAAAAUCAUCAUUGUUGCUGAUGUUUUGAUACAUGAUGUUCAGGGAAAAUCCGACAAGAUCACUGCCGUAGGAAAAUACAGCUUUGAUGAGGCCGUCUAUACUGCGAAGGAUACUUCAAGGACUGUUACGGUUGAGGUGAUGAUCACGAAGCUGAUCGUGACGUCAUCUAAAGGUGCCAUCAUUGGAGGAUCCAUAGGAGGAUUUCUGCUCCUUUUCAUCAUUAUUGUCAUUCUCAUAAAGUGUGGCUUUUUCCGUCGUCGCCAUAAAGUGGACCACGCACAGAGUCCAAACUGAAGACUGCCAAAGCUCAGGAGGGAAUAUUCCCAUAUAUCUUGCUUAAGUUUGUGUAUAGAAAAGGUUGUUUUGGGGAUAAAAGUUAUAACCUUGUUUAUUUCAUUAUCAAUGUAGUAUUAAUAAGCUUUUAAAUGGGUCAUGGACUGGAUUAUUUUAUUAUUUUAUAAUGUAUAAAUUUAUAAAAAUGUAGAAAAGGCAUUUUUCCGAGCCUGAUUUUAGCCUCUGAUUUGAACGCUCUAUUGGAAGGGGCAUGUUUGCUGUGAGACUUAAGUGUCAACACCCACUGCUGUGAUUGGUUGACACGUUUGCAUAUGAAAUGGCUAGCAUUACAUGUAGAGCUCUCUCUAAAACUUUUACUACGUUCUUAUUAUUACAUCGUUGUACUGUACAUUGUAAUAGCGUCAUGAUUUUGUGAUGAUUGAUUUCAACGAGUUUUGGCAAGUGUCCAGAUACAGAACUGGCUGUGUGACUGACAGCUUGGCGAAUUAAAAGGGAGCAUUCUGUGAGGCUUUCUUUAUAUAAUUUAAUCACAGUUUGAAUUGGAUUAUCUUCAUCCUACUUAGGGAAAUGAUGUGUAGUUGAAUGUUUUAGUCACUGGCUUGAUUUACUGAUGCAUAAACAGUUUAAUAACAGUGAAUAAACAUGAGUACUUACAUGUUUGCGGCAUUGCUGGCAGAUCCGAUUCCAUAUCGCAAAAGUCUGUUUGCAAAGCCUGCACCGAAAUACCAAAAUAAUCCACAAUACAGAAAAUCCACAGAAAACAAACAGAUCCUGUAUCGAUCUUUUCUCGUUCUCAUGUCAUUGUUCACUAAAGGUCCAGUGGGCGGGGCCAAAGCUGAAGUGUGAUGUCACAAGUCUCCACUUUUUAGAUCCUGUCAUUUGCUGGCCUUGGUUUCAAUAAAAGCAGUUUUUGGAAUAACAAGAAA